UGUUCCAAAAUACGCAUAUUUCGAUGAAGAAGUGGUACGACCUCCUGUACCAUUGCCAUCGUCACAACCACAACCUCCUCUGCAAAAUGAGUAUAUAAUGAGAGGGAGACCACCAAUACCGCCUUCAUCACCAGGGAACUAUGAUUAUAGUAAUAGUAAUAGUAGAUCACUUCAAAGAGGAGGAAGUGUUGGAGGUAGUGGAGGAGAUUAUUAUAAUCAAGGACAUCUACCCCAUCAUCACAAUUAUCAUCCAAUACCAACACCAUUAAAUACAAAUCAAUUAUCUUAUGCUAACAACAUACAACAAAGUCCCCGUGAUAACCCCGGUUACUCGACCGCUACUUAUUCAAAUGCAAAUCCCCAUUUAACUCAGCCAUAUACUCGAACAAAUGUACAGCAGGCACAUUUACCUCCUCAACAACAAUAUUCAGCCGCACCACCACCGCCGUCUUCUCCUCAACAUCAUUCUCAAUCACCGGUCAAUGGACCUGUGCCGUCACGACCAGAAGUUUACCCUACAUCACGACUCAAUAAUCAUUCGCCUUCCUCAUCAUCAUCACGACCGACGGCACCGGCACCAGCUCCUGCUCCAAUAAUAGUAGCUCCAACAUAUGGCGAUAAAGAAAGUGGUGGUGGUCGUAAACAUCAUCACGACUACGACGACAACAAUUUUGCAGAUUGUGGUAUCGCUUUAUUCGCCUUUUCAAACACCUUACCCUCGAAAUGUAACGGUUUAUGUGAUCCAAAUUCAAAUAAUGGUACAUUGCUCGGGAAUGGAACAUCACUCGUCAAAAUUCAAGCACCAAGUCUAUUAUCAUCACCGGGCAAUGAUACUGUCAAUACCGCCAUUAGUUCGGUCGAUAACACUACUAGUGACGCGUCACAAUCAUGUAGUAAUGUAUGUAAGCAGGGAGUUUAUAAUGCAUUACAUUAUUCCGGGAUAACAUUGUUGAUUAUCGGUGCAUUGAUGCUUACUUGUCAGAAGUGUGAAAAAAGGUUGAGUUGUUGA
Ambispora gerdemannii is the source of this 1009-nucleotide messenger RNA. The record is from the annotation of a GenBank genome assembly. NCBI's taxonomy places the organism in Eukaryota, Fungi, Glomeromycota, Glomeromycetes, Archaeosporales, Ambisporaceae.